Pelobates cultripes (western spadefoot toad) is the source of this 506-nucleotide messenger RNA. NCBI's taxonomy places the organism in Eukaryota, Metazoa, Chordata, Amphibia, Anura, Pelobatidae. The record is from the annotation of a GenBank genome assembly.
AUGUCCAAGAAGGAUGUGGCGUGUUUCUGGAUUGUACUGCUCAUGUGUCAAGAGCUACAGACCGAGCCGAUCGCAGAGAUGGGACCAUCCUCCGGAAUCCUGAUUCAAGAGACACCAGGGUUAUCUUGACAGAGAAGAGGAUCCUGACCCGACGUGUGUUCGUCAGCUUGGACCCCAAGAUUUCCAUCGAGAAGGCAUACAACAUUUCAUCGAUGCAGCUUCCUGAGUUACAAACUUGGUACCAGAUGCACCUCCAAAGAGCACAGGACCGUGUGCGAAACAUCUUGGAGCAAGCCCGGAAACCUUUUGUAUCCAGUACUAUUUCGAUGAGCAACCGACCCAAAAGGUUCCUCACCGCUAUAAUUGUUGCAUUAGUUUGUGCCACUGUUGGUGCAGUCGUCGCAACCGGAAUGUCUGCAGCCAACUCUAUUACUGUCCAAAAACUGGAUAUGGAAAUCUAUGCGCUAAAGCAACAUAUUAACAAUAUUCAUCAGGUGAUAAAAUAG